UUUCUGUGGCUAUGGAGUUCACUCUCUGUCUUCCCCUCCGCCGGCCAUUUGCCCUCCACAUCACAAAUCCCCUCCCUUCACUUUCCUCAACCUCUCGCCAUGGCAGUCGCGGCACCUAAUUUUUAUAUCUCCGGCCUUUCCAGCACCACCCCCCGCAGCCACAAACCAGAGUUCGCGAAGCUCUUGUCCGAAUUUCAUCCGACACCCAAUCGCGCCGGAGUUAGGGUUGUAAAAUGCAAGGCCGCCGAUGUGUCGCCGCCUUCAUCUUCUUCUUAUUCGGCGCCGGCGGCGGCGGAUAAAGGAAAUAGCUGGGUGCCGGUGGUGCCCCUGGCGGCUCUGCCGAAGGGGGAGCGGCGCGUGAUCAUACACGACGGUGAGACGGUGUUGCUGUUGUGGUAUAAAGACGACGUUUUCGCCAUAGAGAACAGAUCUCCGGCUGAGGGCGCCUAUUCUGAGGGCUUGCUCAAUGCGAAGCUCACUCAGGAUGGAUGUAUUGUUUGCCCGACAACUGAUAGCACUUUUGAUUUGCGGACGGGAGAUAUUAAAGAUUGGUAUCCUAGGAAUCUUGUACUUAGAGCACUCACUCCACCUCUAAGAACUUUAUUCGUAUAUCCUGUGAAAACUGAUAACGAGAAUAUAUACAUAAGCAUUAACAGAAGCUUGCAAUCUGAUAAGUCUACUGAAAUAGUUUUCAGUGGGAAAGCUAAUCCAGGUGUCACGGCCUCAGAUGUAAAUGUUGAUGAGGUAAAAAUGAUUGUUGAUGAAGACCUCGAAGGUUUUGGUUUCACAGGGAAGAAUGAAUUGAUAAACGGGAAAGCAGCAGCAAUCGGUUUCUUGUUGCUAUUGGAUUUUGAACUGCUGACUGGUAAAGGCCUACUCAAGGGAACCGGGUUCUUGGACUUCAUUUAUUCUAUUUCAAAUGGUCUCCAAUGACUUUUUUCCCCUAAUCUGGCAUAAAGUAAGCAAUAUCUGCCCUCAAAAUGUUUGUGUUCUGCCACAUUUCCCUCUCUUCUACCCCUUCUAUUUCUUGAACUUGUUUAUAGAAAGAGCAAACAUCAUUUAAUUGUUGUAUAUUUCGUAGUUCGAUUCUAUCACUUGAUUUUGUUCAGCCAAAUGAUGGAAACACCACAUUGUCGACUCAAGCGUGUCGUUCAUGUUCGUGAGACUCG
Molecule: messenger RNA, 1169 nt
Organism: Striga asiatica
Lineage: Eukaryota; Viridiplantae; Streptophyta; Magnoliopsida; Lamiales; Orobanchaceae
Source: the annotation of a GenBank genome assembly